AUGUCCUUUAAGAAGGACGAGGAGAGCGGCGGCAUGUCGUUCCUGCAUGACAAGUCGACCGUCCUCCAGGAGGCGCGCGUGUUCAACGAGUCGCCCAUCUCGCCCCGAAAAUGCCGCGCGCUCCUGACGCGCAUCGUCUACCUCCUCUACGUCGGUGAGACGUUUACCACGCACGAGGCGACCAACCUGUUCUUUGGCGUCACCAAGCUCUUCCAGCACAAGGAUGUCGCGCUCCGUCAGAUGGUGUACCUCGUCAUCAAGGAGCUGGCGUUCAUUGCCGAGGACGUUCUCAUGGUCACGUCGUCGAUCAUGAAGGACAUGCAGCCCAACCUCGAGGUCGUCUACCGCCCGAACGCGAUCCGCGCCCUUGCCCGUAUCAUUGACGGCCAGUCGAUUCAGUCUGUUGAGCGCUUCUUCAAGUCGGCGCUUGUCGACCGCUCGCCCUCCGUCUCGUCGGCGUCGCUCGUCUCCUCGUACCACCUCUUCCCCAUCGCUACCCCGAUCAUCAAGCGCUGGGCCAACGAGGCCCAGGAGGCUGUCAACGCCAAGGCUGUCUCGUCGUCGAGCUACAUGCCUUCGGCUGCGGCCUCGUACAUCUCUGGCGGCGGCUCGAACGGCUACCAGGCGUCUGCCUCGAGCUCGUACAUUAUGCAGUACCACGCCCUUGGUCUGCUGUACCUCAUGCGCGAAAAGGACCGCAUGGCCAUCACCAAGAUGGUCCAGCAGUUUGGUGCUGGCAAGCAGGCGACUGUCGUCCGCAACCCCAUGGCCAUCUGUAUGCUCAUCCGCUUCGCCCGCAAGGUCAUGGACGAGGACCCCAACGUCCAGAGGCAGAUGCACGAGUACCUCGAGGGUCUGCUGCGUCACAAGUCGGACAUGGUCAACAUUGAGGCCGCGCGUGCCAUCUGCGACAUGCGCAGCGUCACCUCGCAGGACCUGUACCGCCCCGUCGCCGUUCUCCAGCUGUUCCUUUCGUCGCCCAAGCCUGUGCUCAAGUUUGCUGCCGUCAAGACGCUCAGCAAGCUCGCCCAGACCCACCCCGAGGCCGUCACCUCGUGCAACCUCGACAUGGAGAACCUCAUCACCGACUCGAACCGCUCGAUUGCCACGUACGCCAUUACCACGUUGCUCAAGACUGGUAACGAGGCUUCGGUGGACCGCUUGAUGAAGCAGAUUUCGUCGUUUAUGACCGACAUUACCGACGAGUUUAAGAUUAUUGUCGUCGACGCCAUCCGCUCGCUCUGCCUGAAGUUCCCCUCGAAGCAGGCUGUCAUGCUGUCGUUCCUCUCGGGCGUUCUCCGCGACGAGGGUGGUUACGACUUUAAGCAGGCCGUUGUCGAGGCCAUCUUUGACAUGAUCAAGUACAUUGGCGACUCGCGUGACGCUGCGCUCGCCCACCUGUGCGAGUUUAUCGAGGACUGCGAGUUUACCAAGCUCUCGGUGCGCAUUCUCCACCUGCUCGGCAUUGAGGGUCCCAAGACUCGCAACCCUACCAAGUACAUUCGCUACAUCUACAACCGUGUUGUGCUUGAAAACGCCGUCGUUCGCGCGGCCGCCGUCAGCUCGCUUGCCAAGUUUGGUGUGUCGGUCGAGGACCAGCACGUCAUCAAGAGCAUCGGUGUGCUCCUCCGCAGGUGUCUCGACGACGUUGACGACGAGGUCCGUGACCGUGCGGCCCUUUACAUCCGUGUCCUGGACGACAAGCAGCUUGCCGACGCCUAUGUUCGCGAGGAGGCUACCUUUUCUCUUGCCGCCCUCGAGUCUCAGCUCGUCUCGUACAUCAAGGACGACGCCGAGCACGCCCAGCCGUUUGACGUCACCUCGGUUCCCAAGAUUAGCAGGGAGCAGGCCCAGGCUGAGAUGUCAUCGAGGCCAUCUGCUCUCGAGACCAUCGCGUCGUCGUCGGCUGCCCCCGAGCCCGCUGUUGUCGCCCACGCUCACGCUAUCGAGGCCCAGUCGUCGUACGCUGCCCAGCUGGCAGAGAUCCCCGAGCUUGCCAGCUACGGCCCCGUUCUCAAGUCGACUGCCAAGCCCGUCGAGCUUACCGAGCCCGAGACCGAGUACGCCGUCUCGGCCGUCAAGCACAUCUUCAAGGAGCACGUCGUGGUCCAGUUCAACGUGUCCAACACCAUUCCGGACACUGUUCUCGAGCAGGUGUCGGUGAUCAUGACUCCCUCGGAGGACUGCGGUCUCACCGAGGACUUUAUCAUCCCCCUCCCGAGCCUCACCACCCAGAGCGGCACUGCCCCCAUCUACGUCUCGUUCACCCGCGACGACCCUGCCUCCUUCCCCACCCCUACUUUCUCGUGUACCCUCAAGUUUGUCUCCAAGGAGGUCGACCCUACGUCGGGCCAGCCCGAGGAGGAGGGCUACGACGACGAGUACCAGGUCGAGGACCUCGACAUCACCGCCGGCGACUACAUUACGCCCACAUACGUCACGUUUGCGACCGAGUGGGACAAGCUCGCGUCGGCGCCGUCCGAGACCGAGACGUUUGCGCUCUCGUCCUCCGAGUCGCUGCGCGACGCGUGCAAGUCGCUCAUCGAGGUGCUCGGCAUGGAGCCCCUGGGCGGCACAGAGUCGCCCUCGUCCCAGUCGGUGCACACCCUCAACCUCAGCGGCAUGGUCGCUGGCGGCGGCGGCAAGGUGCUCACCCGCUGCCGUAUGACGUAUUCGCCCGGGGCGGGUGUCACCCUCGAGCUGUCUGUGCGUGCCGAGCAGCAGGAGGCCACGGAGCUCGUCAUGGCCGCGAUUUAG
Apiotrichum porosum is the source of this 2757-nucleotide messenger RNA. RefSeq names its product coatomer subunit gamma (gene SEC21). Bases 1 to 2757 code for a protein of 918 amino acids. Lineage: Eukaryota; Fungi; Basidiomycota; Tremellomycetes; Trichosporonales; Trichosporonaceae. Gene Ontology annotation, cellular component: endoplasmic reticulum-Golgi intermediate compartment; endoplasmic reticulum; COPI vesicle coat. The record is from RefSeq and is a predicted model, not a curated record. Gene Ontology annotation, molecular function: structural molecule activity. The transcript is spliced from 3 exons. Gene Ontology annotation, biological process: protein secretion; endoplasmic reticulum to Golgi vesicle-mediated transport; intracellular protein transport.